Messenger RNA from Arachis duranensis, 2235 nucleotides. RefSeq names its product putative cyclic nucleotide-gated ion channel 8. Gene Ontology annotation, molecular function: monoatomic ion channel activity. Bases 1 to 2235 code for a protein of 744 amino acids. Gene Ontology annotation, biological process: transmembrane transport; monoatomic ion transport. The record is from RefSeq and is a predicted model, not a curated record. NCBI's taxonomy places the organism in Eukaryota, Viridiplantae, Streptophyta, Magnoliopsida, Fabales, Fabaceae. The transcript has 6 exons. Gene Ontology annotation, cellular component: membrane.
AUGAGGAAACUAAGAUUUAAUCUAAAGGGACUAGGGCCGCUUCCUCCGACUGGUGGGAGUGGCGGAAUAAGGAGAAACGACAAUGCAUCAAAAUCUUUUGGGGUAGGAAUGAGAAGGGGAUCGAAUGGGCUAAGAGUACUUGGGAGAUCCCUGAAAAGUGGAGUGACGUGGGCAUCAGUGUUUCCGGAAGAUCUUAAAGUGUCUGAGAGAAAAAUAUUUGACCCUCAAGACAAGACUCUUCUGCAGUGGAAUAAAUUCUUUCAAGUUUUGUGUAUCAUAUCUGUAUCUUUUGAUCCCCUUUUCUUUUAUCUCCCAUAUUUCAAUCACAAAUCAUUCUGUCUCGCCAUAGACAGCAGCCUGGCAAGCUAUGCAGUUACACUCAGAACAAUCUUCGAUGCUAUCUACAUCCUUCGCAUAAGUUUCCAGUUUCGCACUGCUUUCAUUGCGCCUUCUUCUCGUGUCUUUGGACGGGGUGAACUCGUCAUAGAUCUUGCAGAAAUUGCUAAGAGAUAUUUGCAACGUUACUUUAUUGUUGACUUCCUCUCUGUGUUGCCUUUGCCACAGAUUGUCGUGUGGAGAUACCUUCAUGAUCCAGCGCGCACAAAGGUAUUAGCUACAAAAACGCAACUGUUGAACAUUGUCAUCCUCCAAUAUUUUCCAAGAUUUCUACGCUUUCUACCUUUGGCCUCAGAGAUUAGCAAGACAGCAGGUGUUUUUUCGGAGAAUGCUUUGGUCGGCGCCGCAUAUUACUUGACCUGGUACAUGCUUGGCAGCCACAUAACUGGGUCUGUAUGGUACUUAUUAGCUGUAGAACGUAAUGACACGUGCUGGAGGAAUGCUUGCAUGGAGGAAGAGCAAUGUUUCACGCAUUUCUUGUACUGUGGGGGUUCAAAUAAGCGUGCUACUGGCUAUGAAGAAUGGAGAAAGAUUAGCCCAACGAUUCUUAGGAAUAAGUGUUCCGCUGAUGAUGACGACGCCCCAUUUGACUAUGGAAUUUUCAAUCAAGCAAUAACAUCUAAUAUUGUUGCAUCAAUCAAUUUCUUUCCUAAACUAUGUUAUUGUUUAUGGUGGGGUGUCCAAAACAUAAGCACACUUGGUCAAGGGCUUCAAGCUAGCACCUACGUUGGAGAAAUUCUAUUUUGCAUUAUAUUAGCUGUUUUGGGGCUUGUCCUUUUUGCUGUUUUGAUUGGAAAGAUGCAGAACUUUCUUCAAUCGAUGUCUGUCCGUCUAGAGGAAAUGAGGAUCAGAAGACGUGACUCAGAGCAAUGGAUGCACCACCGCUUGCUUCCACCGGAGCUAAGGGAAAAAGUUAGACGCUAUGAUAAAUGUAAAUGGUUUAACACACGUGGAGUAGAUGAAGAGAGCUUGGUUCAGAAACUUCCCAAAGAUCUGAGGAGAGACAUCAAAAGAUACCUUUGUUUGAAUUUGGUCAGAAGGGUUCCUCUGUUUGCCAAUAUGGAUGAGCGGUUGCUAGAUGCGAUAUGCGAGCGGCUGAAGCCGUGUCUGCAUACAAAGGGGACGUGCAUAAUAAGGGAAGGGGAUCCGGUGAAUGAGAUGUUGUUCAUCGUACGUGGGCAACUUGAGAGUGUGACGACGGACGGCGGAAGAAGUGGAUUCUUCAACAGAGGUUUUCUGAAAGAAGGUGACUUCUGUGGAGAAGAGCUGUUAACAUGGGCACUGGACCCAAAAUCAUCGUCGAAUUUACCGUCAUCUACAAGGACUGUGAAGGCCAUGGAUGAAAUGGAAGCAUUCGCUUUGGAGGCAGAGGAGCUCAAGUUUGUUGCUUCCCAGUUCAGGCGCCUUCACAGCAGGCAGGUUCAGCACACAUUCCGUUUCUACUCCCAACAGUGGCGGACUUGGGCUGCCAUCUUUAUCCAGGCUGCCUGGAGGCGCCACCAGAGGAGGAAAAUUGCAUCCCUGCACCACAUCAACAAGCCUGAUGAUGACGACGAUGAUGAUCAAUCCCAUCAUGAUGAUGACAACGACGACGAUGAUGAUACAAAGGCCUUGAUUCCAUCUUCUUCGUCUUCAUCUUCUACUGCUAAUACUACUACUGCUGCUGCUGCUACUUCUACUAUGCUUAUUGGGUUAGAUUCGGCUAUGUAUGCUUCCCGGUUUGCAACUAAUCUGCGUGGGCAGAGGCCCCGUUCUUCCAGUUCGGAGGGCAUCGGCCUUCCCCCCCAAAAGCCUCGAGAACCCGACUUUAGCCAUCUUGAUGAUGAUGACCCACGCUAA